AUGGCGGAGGCUGUUCACUAUAUCCAUCUCCAGAACUUCAGCCGUUCCCUCUUGGAGACCCUCAACGGGCAACGCUUGGGCGGUCACUUCUGCGACGUCACUGUCCGCAUCCGCGAGGCCACCCUACGGGCCCACCGCUGUGUCCUGGCCGCCGGGAGCCCGUUUUUCCAUGACAAACUCCUUUUGGGUCACUCGGCCAUUGAGGUGCCCCCCGUUGUCCCCAGCGGUGCCGUGCGGCAGUUGGUGGAGUUCAUGUACAGCGGUUGCUUGGUGGUGGCGCAGUCGGAAGCUCUGCAGAUCCUUACCGCCGCCUCCAUCCUCCAGAUCAAAACCGUCAUCGAUGAGUGCACCCAGAUCAUCUCCCAGAGCCGUGGGCCCAAGGUGCUGCCCCCCACCCGCCCCCCCCCCCCCGAGCCCACUGACCCCUGCCACAAGUCACUACCGCCACCACCGCCACCGUUACCGGAGCCCGACAUCCGCUUCGGGCCAGCGGAGCCGGCGCCGAGCUGCCACAGCCGCAAGCAACGCCAACCGCUGCGGCUCCAGCUGCCGGUGAAGGAGGAGGAGGAGGAGGAGGAAGGUGAGGGUACUGGUGGUGGUGAAGAAGGCUUUGCCCCGCCACCCUUCGCCGCCGAGGAGCCGCCGUUUUUUGGCGCUCCCGAGGUCUUCGCCGACGCUUUCCUGCCCCCAUGGCCUGGCGAGGACACGGCCAAGUUCGGACCCGACUGCAGCCUGGAGGCGCCAGGGCGGGCACCGGCAUUCGGGACCAAGGCAGCGACGGGGGGCAACGGGUUUGGCUUCGUGCCGCCACCGCCACUGUACGAGGGGGGUGCAGGAGUGGGCGGCAUCCCCCCCGUCCCUGAGGUGCCCCAGCCUGGCCCCUCGCGGUGCUCUGAGCCUUCCUACCAAUGCGGUCACUGCCAGAAGACCUUCAGCUCCCGCAAGAACUACACCAAACACAUGUUCAUCCACUCCGGUGAGAAGCCCCACCAGUGCUCCAUUUGCUGGCGCUCCUUCUCACUCCGUGACUACCUGCUGAAGCACAUGGUGACCCACACGGGUGUCCGUGCCUUCCAGUGUGGCGUCUGCUGCAAACGCUUCACCCAGAAGAGCUCCCUCAAUGUCCACAUGCGCACCCACCGCCCCGAGCGCUUCCAGUGCCGCCUCUGCACCAAGGGCUUCUCCCACCGUACCCUCCUCGAGCGCCAUGCUGCUGCCACCCACCCCGUGCCACCGCCGGGGCCACCGCCAGGGCCACCACCACCUGAAGCCGGGUUGGCAACAUGGCCAGGCGCUGAGGCUACAGGUGCCGGUCCCGCUCACACAGCGUGAGGGUGCCCCGGGGCGGGGGGUGGUGUCUUUGUCACCCCAGAACUCCCCCAGGGGUGGGCUUUGGAGCUCCCCCAUGGCCGUGGAUGAGCCCCUGGGGUUGUUUGAGCAGUCAGGGGUGAAACCUGGAGGACUUUGACCCCACCCCAGCCGUGAAUUUGA
Messenger RNA from Falco peregrinus (peregrine falcon), 1491 nucleotides. RefSeq names its product zinc finger and BTB domain containing 45 (gene ZBTB45). Gene Ontology annotation, biological process: regulation of cytokine production; negative regulation of transcription by RNA polymerase II; regulation of immune system process. NCBI's taxonomy places the organism in Eukaryota, Metazoa, Chordata, Aves, Falconiformes, Falconidae. The record is from RefSeq and is a predicted model, not a curated record. Gene Ontology annotation, molecular function: protein binding.